GUCGUUCAUGGAGGGGUAAAUUUCAUGAUUAUUCUCUAGGACCUUGGAUUGUGCUUGAAAUUGUUUAGUGGGGGGUGUCGGUGGAGAUGGCGGCCGUCCUGCUGCAGGCUCUGGAGCGGCCGGAGUUGAACAAACUCCCGAAAGGCGUCCAGAACAAGCUGGAGAAGUUUGUAACGGAGCUGCAGAAUGCUAACGAGGCGCUCCGGACGCAGCAUGAGCGCUUCAAGGCGGACAGCGAACAGCAGUAUUUUGACAUUGAGAAGAGACUGUUGGGGAGUCAGGAACAGAUCCUGUCAGCCACUAAAGACCUGCAGACCGUCAAAGAGGAAAAUAAAAAGCUCAAUGAAGAGCUCAGCACUCUGAAAGGAAUAGAAGGAGAAACCGGUGAAGUUAAACCAACACAACAGCAAACUAAGGCCAAGUAUGAGAUUGAAGCAGAGAAGAGAGAGCUGGCGAGGCUGCUGGAGAAGAGGACGCAGGAAGUGGAAAAUCUUACCGAGGAUGUGAAGCGUCUUAAUGAGAAGCUGACCGAUGCCAACAAAGUCAAAAUGGAGCUGCAGUUAAAGCUGGACGGCAUAGAGUCAUCUGCAGCCUCUGUGCAGCAUCGGGAGAAGCGCAUGGAGCAGGAGAAGGAGCUACUGGAGAAGAAGGCUGAGUGGUUAUCUGCAGAGCUAAAGACUAAAACUGAAGAGCUGCUGAAAACCAGCAGAGAGAAAGGCAAAGAGAUACUGGAGCUGCAGGGUAAUCUGAAGAUCAGCAAGGAGCAGGUGAACAGACUGGAGAGUCAGCUCACUUCUCUGAAGCAAAUCAAUGAAAACCAGAAUAAAAGAGCUGAAGAUCUCAACAACAAGCUUAAACAGUCAAAAGAUGAGCUGAGUGCAAUGGAUGAGAAAUACCGCAAUGAGCUCAACGCACAUGUCAAGUUGUCUUCACUCUACAAGGGGUCGGCAACAGAGAUGGAGACUAAGAAUCAAGAGCUCAGCAGAGCGGUUGAAGCGCUCACCAAGCUGGUAAAAGACACAGGAGAAGCCAGUAAAGCCCUUGAGAAGAAGCUGUCAGAGAGUGAAGAGCUGAAGAAGCGAAUUGAGGCAGAACUCAGAGAGAAAGUCACCAAAAUGGAAAAGGAGCUGGAGAACGCCACGUUGAAGGCUUCAGGAAAACACUGCUGUGGGCCGUCUCUGACUGAAGAACAGCUGGACUCCAUGUGUCCAUCAGCAGCUGCCAUUGCUGCGAUUGUCAAACCCGGCAUGAAAUUCUUUGACCUGUAUAAUGCGUAUGCGGAGUGUCAGACACAGCUCCAGCUUGAGAAGCAGGAGACCCGGAGAGUGAGCAAGGUGCUGGAUGAGAUUGUGCAGGAGGUGGAGUCCAAAGCGCCGGUCCUGAAGCGCCAGAGAGAAGAGUACGAGGGCAUGCAGAGGUCCACGGCUUCACUGUUCAACAAGCUGGAGCAGGCUCGGACGGAAAUCUAUAGCUUGCAGAAAGAAAAGGAGGAGGCCAAACAGCAGAAUGAGGCCCUGCAGAGAGAAAAACAAAGAAUUGAGACACAGCUGGAGGACACAUCUGCCCAGGUGUGCUCUCUUCUGGUUGACCUUGAGGAAGCCAGAGGCAACCGGGUGAGCAAGAACGACGGAAGCUCCACAGACAUUUCCAGCACAUCGGAGGUCCUGAGCGCUCGGCAGAUCUCCUUCCGCAGCGUGGAGGAGCUUCAGAGGCAGAACCAAAGUCUGCUGGGAAGGCUGAGAGAGCUGGAGGAAGAGAAGGACAGACAGAAGGGUCAAGUAACAUCAGCACGCAUAUCGGAGCUGGAAUCUAGCAUGGCUAAACUGAAGACGGAGAUGGAGCUUCUGAGGGAGCAGAGGAACCAGCAGAAGCAGCUUUCCGACUCCAACGCCAGGCAAAGGGACAUGUAUAAGGCUCUUUUGACACAGAGCACCGGCUUCAGCCUGCCUCCUCAGGGUCAAGACUCCUCUGCAUCCGCAGCGCCCGUUCGUCCUUCGGUUCCAGCCACUCGCUCGACCCCUCAGCGGGCUGCAGCUGCAGAGUCGGCGCAGACUGCCCAGGCAAAAGCUGCUUUAAAGCAGCUCAACGAUGCCUUUACUUUAUACAAGAAGGAGAAGGCCGAGAAUGAUCGGAUGCUGAACGAAACAAAUGACCGGCUGCAGAGGCAGCUGACUGAGUUCCGAUCCAGCCACGCCAAACUGACUUCCCAACUUGAAUUCAGCAACAAGAGGUACGAAAUGCUCCAGGAAACUGUUAACGCCUACCGUCGAGAGAUCUCUGCCCUACAGGAGAGAAAUCAAAAGAUGGCGGCCACAGCCCAACGCCAUGAGCACAUCAUCCACACAAUGAGCCAAGAUCUGAGACAGACCAAUGAAAAACUGGCUCUGGAAGAGGUGCGAGUGGAAAACCUGUCUAAAGAGAGAGACCUGCUGAGACAAGCAGAGAGUCGACUCAAUCGAGAGAAGGAGGCCAUGCUGGCUGAGCAACGGAACCAGAACCUGCUGCUCACCAACCUCAAGUCCAUACAGUUGACAAUGGAGCGCACAGACACGGAGACUCGCCAGCGGUUGAACAACAAAAUAGAAAAGCUGGAGGCAGAAUUGAGUUCUAUGAAGACCAGAAUGGAUCAGGAAAUCGCUCAGAGGCAUGCCCUUGGGCGCACCAUGGAUGCUCAGUUGUUGGAGGCGAAGAAGCAGCUGGAGACCCAGAACACCCUGCAGCAGAAGACCAGGGAGCUGCUGCGUACUUCUGAACAGCAGGUGGCGUCACUGAAAGCCCAGCUGGCCGCUGCCUCCUCCUCUGAAGCGGCUGCCGCCAGCACCAGCGCCACCCCAGCCACCAGAGCCGCUGCCCUCCGAGCACCGCUGAGAGUACGUUCUCCGGUACCAGCAGCUCCUCAGCAGUCCAGCCAAUCAGAGCAAGAGCUUUCAGAGGUUAAGGGACUCCUGCGUGCAGCUGAGGAACAGAACAACGAAUUAACAGAGCAACUGAAGAAUACUAAUGCUACUGUACAGCAGUACAGAUCUGUGGUGUUGACUCUAGAAGACAGUCUGAAGAAAGAAAAGGAGUCCCGUUCCCCCCUGGAACUCCGGGUGAAGGAGUCGGAGGAGUUGCAGAAACAACUGGAGAAGAGGAUUUUAGAGGUGGAGAAAAUGAAACAGCAGGAGGAAGAGGAGAGAAGAAAGGCUAUGGAUGCCGUGGAGAAACAGGUGUCGGAGCUGCAGCGCAGCCUGAAGUCCAGUCAGACGGAGCAGCAGGAGGCGCUGGAGAGAGCUGCUGCUGCCGUCACGCUGGAGCAGAAGGCCAUACAGGAGAGCUUGCUGCAGACUAAACUCGCGGGAGAAGCACAGUCCAAGUAUGAGCGGGAGCUGAUGCUUCACGCUGCUGACGUGGAGGCUCUGCAAGAGUUGAAGAAAAAAUUCCAGCAGGACACAACAAGGAAGAGAGAGCUGGAGGAGCAGUUGAAGAAGACCUCCGCCCUCCUGCAGGAGAAAACUGCGGCAUGGAACGCAGCGGAGAAAAAGAUGAAAGAGGACCAGGCCAAUCAGAACCGGCGCUGUGAAGAGCUGGGAAAGCAGAAUGCUCUCCUCCACCAGCAAAUGGACGAACUGGCCACCAAGAGUCGUCAGCUGCAGCAACAACAACACCAGCAGCAGCUUGAUCUGUCCUUCAGCGAGGAAGGAAAGACCACCGAGCAGAUACUGGAAAUACUCAGGUUUGUGCGUCGGGAGAAGGAAAUCGCAGAGACUCGAUGUGAAGCCUCUGACAAAGAAGCUCUUCGCUACAAACAGAGAGUCGAACACCAGGACAGAGAAAUUAAAGAGCUGCAUGAAGCCUUGAAUGUGGAGAGAGAGAGGAUGCAGGCGACAGUGAAGACUCUGGCCCAGCAAGAAGAGCAACUGAAGAAGAUGGAGACUAUCAGCGCUCUACAAGAGAACAACAGGAUGCUGAAAAUGGACAGAGAUAAACUGGAACAGGAGCUGAAUCAGGCUCAGGUUAAAUUGUCGAAGCUGCAGGCAGACAUCAGCCCGCUGCAUCACUCUCUGUCUCAGCUGUCGGAGAAAAACGGUUCUCUGCAGGCUGAUAGGCGGCUUCUGGAGGAAGACCUCAAGCGGUGGAAGGCCAGAGCACAGCAACUGAUGAGCCAACAGAAAGAUGGAGAUACUGAGGAGCGACAAAAACUAAUUGCUGAGAAAGAGGCUCAUCUGAGGCGCAUCACAAAUCUGGCUGAAGAGACGGGCAAGCUCAAGACGGAACUGGCCAGGGCGAACGCCACCAGUAAUUUGGCUCAGACUCAGGUACAAGGCCUGAAAGACGCCAUAGCCCGUCUGACGUCAGAAAGGGAUUCACUGAAGAAAGAAGUGGAAAACUCAAACAAUGUCAUCCUGGAGAAGAACAAGACCAUCACUCAGGUGAAGAAGAUCGGACGGCGCUACAAGACCCAGUUCGAUGAGCUGAAAGCCCAGCAUGACAAGUUUGUUGCUGAAACGGCUGCUAAAGCGGGGAGCGAGGCGGCUCCAAGCCAGGAGGCGCAGCAGGAGCUGAGCAAAGCCCAGGAGGAGCUCAGCAAGACCCGCGAGGAGCUGAGCACUCUGAAAGAGGAGGCGCAGAAAAAGCAGGAAGAGGUGCAGAAGUCACAGCAGAUGUUGGAGGCCGCUCAGAAGGAAAACCAGCAAACCAAAGAGAAACUCCAGGAGGUCCAAAACCAGCUGACGCAGAACCAGAACCAGCUGACUCAAAACCAGAACCAGCUGACACAGGUUCAGUCCCAGUUGUCUCAAACCCAAAACCAACUGCAGCAGAAUCAGAACCAGCUGACACAGAGUCAGAAAGAGCUUCAGCAAGCCAAGAACCACACUCAACAGGUUCAGAACCAGCUGAAAGCUGCUCAGUCCCAAGCCCAGGCUCGCCAGAAUCAGAUUCAGCAGAUCCAGAGGGAGCUGCAGCAGGCUAAAGAGUCUCUGCAGCAGAACGUCUCGACCCAGAAGGAGCAGCAGCAGUCUCUGCAGACCAGCCAGCAGAAACACAACCAGGAGGUGAACAGUCUGAAGACCUCCCUGAGCCAAGCGGAGAGCAAGGUGACUGAGCUCCAAGGCCAGCUGGAAAAUGUUCAGAAGGCUGUUUCAGAGCGUGAAGCGGACAUCAAGCGCCUGCAGGAGCAGCUUACUGAAGCCAAUCAGGCUAAAGACGCUGCCGGAGCCGCUCAGAGCUCUCAGGUCCUCCCAGCCAGCGACGCCAACGCUGCCAGUGAAAGAAACCAGGCACUACAAGAAGAGCUGAGCAAACUCCGACAGGAGCUUUCUGAGACAAAGAGCAGAGAGGAGCAGCUCAAACAGCAGAUGUCUGACAAAGAGGAAAAGACGAAGAAGGUUUUCAUGGGAGCCAAAACCAAAAUCAACCAGUUAAACACUGCGAAAGAGAAGCUCAGUCAGGAGAUAGAAGAGCUGAAGCAGAGUAAAGAAGAGCUGGAGGUGAGAAUGAAUGCCCUGAAGUCUCAGUAUGAAGGACGACUCCUGCGGCAGGACAGAGAGCUGCGUGAACUGAGAGAGACGCAGACGCACAGCGAACCCCGGGAGGAACCGCAAGACCAGAGCGGAGCCAAGGUACGAGCAGCGAAACAGACCGAGCAGGCAGGUGAUCAGACCAGACCUGCAGACCCGAGACAAAUGUCCCUGAAGAGUCCGGCUCAGGACAGAGGAAGCUCCAGUCUGUCUGAACCUCCUACCGCCAAUAUUCGACCAACGCCGAGUACACCGUCUCCGAGCAACAAGCCCAGCCCGUCUCCCGGCAGCAAGGCCACGCCCCGCGCCAGCAUCCGGCCCAUGGUAACCCCGGCCCCCGUCCCGGUCCCGACUCCUACAGCCACCGUGAUGCCCACCACACAGACCGACAGCCAAGAGGCGCUCAUGAGUGCAGGAGGCUCCGUGCACUCCACCAGCUCCGGCAUUGUAAACGCACCCGCCUCCUUGAAUCAGCCAACCAGCUCUCAGGCUACGGCGUUUGUCCAGCCCACUCAGCAGCAGAUCGCCAGUCAAGAUGCGGCGUCCAGCGUGGAUUCCGAGCGCCCGUCUACGUCCUCCUCUCUGCCUGCGACUGCUGGCUCAAAGCGAACCCGAGAGGAUGAGGAGGAUGAAGAUGACAGCAGACCAGAAAGUUCACAAACACCUCCCUCAACUAAAAAGUUUAGACUAAAACCAGCUAUUGCACUACAGAUGGAGGGUGACGAAGAAAUAGAGGGAGAUCUGGACGAUGAGGAAGAACGGCAGGAUUCACCAGAUGACAGUCAGGAGCUGCCAGAGGAAGGUUUUCCGAUGCUGGCUGAAGAUGAGGAAGAGGAGGGCGUGUCGCAGUCUGUCCCCUCCGACCAAAUGUCCUCCCAAGAGUCGGCUCUAAUCCGGGACGUGAUCGUGAUCGACACGGACAGCGAAAGCCAGGAGAGCAAGGAGGAGCCGAUACAGGAGGCCGAGGGGGAGGAGGAGGAGGAAGAAGAAGAAGAGGAAGGGGAGGAGGAGGAGGAGGAGGAGGAGGAGUAUAAAGAGGGAGAGGAGGAAGACGACAAUGACGACGAUGCUGCUGACAGCGGGCUGAGAGGAGAGGAGAGUAACGAGGAGAGCAGGGAGGCCCAAGACGACGAGGAAGAGGAGGAGGAGCCGACCGAAGGCGGCAACAACGCCGAGGACGGAUCAGGUGUGGCGUCUUCAGACCAGCAGCGACCGUCUGAGUCGGCGCACGGCGGUGACGGCAGCAGUGAAGCCACACCAGACUCGGACGCACCCAGAGACUCCGUGCACUUCCCCCCGACUUCCACCUCCUCCCUGGCACCGUCCCCCUCCUCGUCCUCCCUCACACCCCGUCUGCCCCACACACGCCGACCCCCACACGCCCUCCCGCCGCGGCUCUACAUCCAGCCUCCGGCCCCCGAGCUGGGACCCCCGCCCACACAGAGACAAUCUUCUCAGCUGCGCAGACCCUCAGCAGGACGGGGACCUCAGCUCACCCCCGGAAUCGGCACCAUGCAGCCUUUCUUUGAUGACGAUGACAGAAUGGUUCCCAGUACUCCCACUCUGGUGGUCCCGCACCGCACUGACGGCUUUGCUGAAGCUAUACACUCUCCUCAGGUAGCAGGUCUGUCCACCAGGUUCAGGUUCGGACCCCCAGAAGACCUCCUGCCUCAGACUUCAGCCUCACACUCUGAUCUGGGGCAGCUGGCCUCACAAGGAGGUCUGGGGAUGUACGAGUCUCCUCUUUUCCUGCCGGCACACGACGAAGACGGCGGAGGAAGGAGUGUCCCCACUACGCCUCUACAGGUGGCUGCACCAGUGACGGUCUUCACGGAGUCGCUGCCCUCCGACAGCACUGACAACAUGGCCUCUCAGUCGGUUCCCAUGGUAACCGCGUCCUCCGGGAUGGCUGCUGCCGCAGACGAUGGAGAUGAGGUCUUCAUGGAGCAUGAAGGAGAUGGUCCUAGUAUUGAAUCUUCUUUAGACAGCCAGACAGAUAUGGAGUCGACAGGACAGCAAAGUGAUGAUGCUUCACUGCCGUCCACCAGUCAAGUCCCAGACACGAGCAGCGUUCCUCUGCGGCGCACAAUAACCAUCCCGUCCCUGCUGAGCGGCCUGCCGGGCCGAGGAGCCAGAGCGGGAAGAGGAGAGGCCAGAACGCUGCUGAGCCGCAGAGGAACUUUCUCUCGAGGGGGAAGAGGAGGAGCCAUGGGCAGAGGGGGAUUCGCUCAGUAGCGAUGUCACCGUUAGCAGCUCUGUCAUCUUUUACAAACUAAACAUCACACACAGAUGCAUCGUUUCAGUGAAUCUAGAGUCCAGUCAAGACAACAAUCUCUCCAUUGAAGACAUGGCAGACCGAUCGGUGUGUGGAUGUGUGCUUCUUACAGAUUAGCAAUGUUUCUGUUUGUGAAAUCCAGUGCAUUUUUAGUUGUUUAUUUUCACACACAUCCUUGGAAAAAAAAAAUCCUUGUUUUGUAAUUUUUUUUUGUUGUCUUUGCGCUGUUGAUGCAAGUCAUUUAAUAAAGUUGGAUAAGUAGUA
Molecule: messenger RNA, 8040 nt
Organism: Salarias fasciatus (jewelled blenny)
Lineage: Eukaryota; Metazoa; Chordata; Actinopteri; Blenniiformes; Blenniidae
Product: nucleoprotein TPR-like
Exons: 55
Coding region: 87-7736 (2549 amino acids)
Biological process (GO): protein import into nucleus; mRNA export from nucleus; regulation of mitotic spindle assembly
Cellular component (GO): nuclear pore
Molecular function (GO): structural constituent of nuclear pore
Source: RefSeq, a predicted model, not a curated record